Messenger RNA from Neltuma alba, 1696 nucleotides. Its product is annotated as GDP-Man:Man(3)GlcNAc(2)-PP-Dol alpha-1,2-mannosyltransferase-like. Lineage: Eukaryota; Viridiplantae; Streptophyta; Magnoliopsida; Fabales; Fabaceae. Gene Ontology annotation, molecular function: GDP-Man:Man(3)GlcNAc(2)-PP-Dol alpha-1,2-mannosyltransferase activity. Gene Ontology annotation, biological process: dolichol-linked oligosaccharide biosynthetic process; protein N-linked glycosylation. The record is from RefSeq and is a predicted model, not a curated record. Gene Ontology annotation, cellular component: endoplasmic reticulum membrane.
UGGGAAGUUGAGACCCUUGAAUUUUAAUGGCAAUCGGGCCAAUCAUUUUGCCACUGUUCACUGUUGUAUUAGCCUUAAUUCUGCGAUUCACUUUCCUGGUAAUCAAUGGUAGGAAAAGAAGUAAAGCAGUUGGCUUCUUCCACCCCUUUACGAAUGACGGCGGCGGUGGGGAAAGGGUGCUAUGGUGUGCCGUGACAGCUUUGCAAGAAGAAAGUCCUGACCUAAAUUGCGUCGUUUACACUGGAGAUCACGACGCCACGCCGCAGAGCUUGAUUGAUCGAGCCCUCGAUCGCUUUGGGGUCAAGCUUCUCUUUCCUCCGAAGGUGGUGCAUCUGCACAAGAGGAAAUGGAUUGAAGAAACCACUUACCCACGCUUUACUAUGAUUGGCCAAAGUCUGGGUUCUGUUUAUCUUGCUUGGGAAGCUUUAUGCAAUUUUACCCCGUCAUAUUAUUUUGACACAAGUGGAUAUGCUUUUACAUAUCCACUUGCUCGGGUGUUUGGAUGCAAAGUUAUCUGCUACACACAUUACCCUACUAUCAGCACAGACAUGCUAUCUCGCGUUCGUUAUCGCAACUUGAUGUAUAACAAUGAUGCCUUAAUUACAAAGAGCAUUUGGCUUUCUUGGUGCAAAUUGUUCUAUUAUACACUGUUCAGCUGGAUGUAUGGGUUUGUUGGAUCUUUUGCACAUUUAGCAAUGGUAAACUCCACAUGGACCCAAUCCCAUAUUGAACAGCUUUGGGGAAUUUCAGACCGCAUUAAAAGAGUAUAUCCUCCAUGUGAUACUUCCGGACUUCAGGUUCUUCCUUUGGAGAGACCAGCUGAAAAUCCAGUAAUAUUAUCUGUUGCACAAUUUCGACCAGAGAAGGCUCACAGUCUCCAGCUUGAAGCUUUUUCAGCUGCCACUAAAAGACUAGAUUCUAGCAUGCCAAAACCUAAGCUCCAGUUUGUUGGUAGCUGUAGAAAUAAUUCAGAUGAGGAACGACUUCAAUUGUUAAAAAAGAAAGCAGUUGAGCUAAAUGUGGACAAGCAGGUGGAAUUUUACAAGAAUCUAACAUACAGGGAUUUGGUUGGGCGUUUAGCAAAUGCUGUUGCUGGCAUCCAUUCCAUGACAGAUGAGCAUUUUGGCAUAAGCGUUGUAGAAUAUAUGGCUGCUGGUGCCAUCCCAAUUGCUCAUAAUUCUGCUGGCCCAAAAAUGGACAUUGUAUUAGAAGAAGAUGGACAGAAAACGGGUUUUCUCGCCUGUACUGUUGACGAAUAUGCAGAUGCUAUUUUGGCAAUUGUAAGGAUGUCAGGGGUGGAGAGGCUUAAGAUGGCCGGUGCUGCAAGGACACGAGCAAGGAGGUUUUCUGAGCAGAGAUUCUACGAAGAUUUCAAAGCUGCAGUACGCCCUGUUCUCUGCCAUAGAUCUAGAUAAUGAUCCACCAACUAAACAACACUACUGUAAAUUAAAAAUGAAGAUUUCCUGUUGUCUUGUCUGCAAAUUUUUUUCUCUGCUAAUCCACUUUUCAGAUAUGAUUGACCCUGUUUUUUGCUGCGGAUAUGGUUACACUUCGAUUUCUAUUUCCUUUUAUAGUUGAAGUUAUUUUCAUUCUCUUGUAUAAAAUGGCAAAUGAUCCUUUGUGAAGAGGCGUGUUGAUAGUUGGGUUGUAAUAUCAGAAGUAGUUAUAUUAUAGUGUUUUCCUGUAUGUUGUUUUA